ACUAUAAGCCUACUUGGCUCCUCCCAAAUGAGGUGAAAGGAUUACAGGAAUAAUUUGAGCCAGAUUAAGAUUUCGUUGCACUUUGCACAAUGCCACAGACGAGGAAAAUGUAAACAUGCAAAUAAAUAAGGACAUAUUAAUGUUUGAAUCAAGAAGAUGGUGCUCCCUUCCUCAACUCAAUAUGUUCAAUUUGAUGAGCAACUGUUGCAACUGGGUUUCUAAACUGCAGCAACCCAUGAGAAAAGUUACUAUGGUGGUGGUUGGUCUUGACAAGGCUGGAAAGACAAUGUGUAUCCGGGGGAUGCUAAGAGCUCCCCAUGGAGAAGUGAGUCCUACUCAUGGAUGUGUCCGUUAUGAGUUAAGGUUCGAAAACUUCCUAGUGAAUUUGCUGGAUAUGGGUGGAAGUCCUGAGUUUCGCUCAUGCUGGAGGGAAUUUUAUGGUGAGGCCCAUGGAGUCAUUUUUGUGGUGGACUCCAGUGACAGACACAGAAUGAAAGAGGUCAAAGAACUUCUGACUGAGAUGCUGAGACAGCAUAGAGUGGCUGGAAAGCCCCUGUUAGUAUUAGCCAAUAAACAAGAUAAAAUGAAUGCCUUACUUGGAAGUGAAUUGAUUGAAGCCCUAUCCCUGGAGAAGCUGGUCAAUCAGAGCCAGUCUCUGUGCCACAUUGAGCCAUGCUCUGCCUUAAUGGACCUGCGGCGAUGGUCAGACAGGAAGACAUUGCGAGGACUAAGGUGGUUGCUACGGGCUGUGUGCCUCGACUACCCAGAUCUCUGUACUCGUAUAGAUAGAGACAGUGGAAUACCACCAGUAAAGGAGGAGCGAGAAAGAAAAGGAAAAGCUGAAAAAAUUCAGAAGAAAAACAAUGUUCAAAGACAUCAAGGAAGUAAACCAGACAGUCACCUUGCACAGUGCCCUCUGGAGGAAGAACAGAAAAAUGGGAACCAACUCCAAACAAUUAGGUCAACCAAGGAGAAUUCCCUUCAAAAGAAACUGAAGAAAAAGAAGAUGAAGGUUAAAAUUAAAGCAAUAAGUGUCAGAAAUGACUUAGAUAAAAAGUGUAAAGAAAAAGAAGUGGAGGGAAAUGAAGCAGAAAAUAAUGUUAGCAGUCAGGAGGAAACAGACAGUCAUGGUUUGUUGCGACACAAAAAAAGGAAGCUGAAACCCAAAUCAAAGGUGGAGACUUUAGAUCAGCCUGAGUCCCAGGAGUCCAUACCCUCUAAAGCAGGUAAAAAGAAGAAAAAAGUGAUAAAAGGAAAGCGAAAGAACAAGAUCAACACAGAAGAAAUUCCUGUAAAUUAUAGACAGCCUGCUGAUCUUGCUGCCACUUUUGAUCUUUACAGAAAAGCCAUUUUGGCUUUAAAAGCUCGACAGGAUCAGAGUUUGGUGCCAGAACAGUGAGAAGAAUGGAAAUGCAAUGGCAGGACAUUUUAUGAAGGUACUGGACCACAAAACUCUUUAGGCAUCUUCACCAAGACAUGAAUUUCCACAUAUGCAUAUUCAUUUGAGUCUUUUUUUUUGUAUAUAUAAAACUGCUUAUAACAAACUGGAGGCUCUACUCUCUUCAAAAAAUAUAUAUUUUCAAUAUUGAAAAUAUUUUAACAUUUUUCAGGUUAGCUUCUCACUGAGACAUUUCAGAAAAUGUAUUUUUGCUUUGCUUUUUCUUUUUUAGCACCAAUUGUUUAAUUGCAAUUAAGUUGUUAUUUCAUGAACUGUAAUCAAAAUGUAUGCUUUCUCCUGAAAGAAACUUCCUAGUUUAUUUUCAAUCACCUAUUUCACAAUUACAUUUUAGAGGGUAUAGUGGACUUAUUAUUAUCGUUUAUUUAUAUGAUAUAUUUGUAUAAUUUCUUUAAUUUACAUGAUUGAUUUGUUAUUAUAAUGUUAUUAUAGUAUAUUUGAUCAGUUCAAUAAGCUUAAUUUAUUAUUAUUAUUAUUAUUAUUAUUAUUAUUAUUAUUAUUAUUAUUAUUAAAAGCAUUUACUGCUAAUAUGAAUCUUUCUGCCAAGCUUUUGUUUGAAUAAAAACAUG
Molecule: messenger RNA, 2025 nt
Organism: Silurus meridionalis
Lineage: Eukaryota; Metazoa; Chordata; Actinopteri; Siluriformes; Siluridae
Gene: arl13a
Product: ADP-ribosylation factor-like 13A
Exons: 10
Coding region: 116-1399 (427 amino acids)
Biological process (GO): non-motile cilium assembly; receptor localization to non-motile cilium
Cellular component (GO): ciliary membrane; non-motile cilium
Molecular function (GO): GTPase activity; GTP binding
Source: RefSeq, a predicted model, not a curated record